AUGCCGCACAAGCACAGGAGAAGAGGUAAUGGGGAUGACGAUUAUGAUCUCCCUCCCACCUCGAUAGCAAAGUCUCUCCCUACUAGGAUAGAAAAGGCAGAUUCAAAGCCUAAAAAUGGACAGACCACAAAGAAAGAGCCCAAGCAAAAGCGCUCCGCUACCAAGCCGCUGCAAGAUGACACCCCCAAGGCCUUUGCGCGACUCAUGCGGGUAUAUCAAGAAUCAAACGGCAGGCGGAAACAGGGAGACCGAGGCGCAGAGUUAGACUUGAGUGAACAGAACAGUCGCAAAAGGAAGCGUCAAAAUGAUAAAAAUCAGCAAAAUAUAUCGAACAAGAACGUCAAAUCGAAGGCAGGAGGGGAUGUGAAGGAGACGAAUAUCCCAAAGAUUCUACCGGGAGAAAAGAUAUCGGAAUUUGCUGCGAGAGUCGAUCGUGCACUACCAUUCUCAGAAUUAGCCAAACGAGCAUCUCUACCAAAAGGAGGGAAGGACGCUGUGUUGGGGAAAAUGCGGGAUACUAGACAGACGAAGCACGAGAAAAGAUUGUUACGGCUACAAAGUCAAUGGCGUGAAGAUGAUCGAAAGUUCCGAGAGAAGCGCCAAGCAGAAAUUGAAGAAGCUGAGGGUGAGGAUGAGGAGAUCAACGAACAAUGGAAAGAAUGGGAGCGUGAAGCCGGGGUUGGCGUUAAAGGGAAAAGUAAGAAAGCUAGCCUAGCACAGAAGAAGAAGAAAAAGAAGAAAGCAGCUGUGGAUGGACAUGACGACAAUGAGGCUAUAAGUAGCGACGACGAUGACGAUCCAUGGGCGAAAUUGAACCAAAGAGCGAAGGUUACGAAGUCAGUCAACCCGGCCGAUGUUGUCCAGGCUCCUCCAGAGAAACUGGCAAAACCUAGAGAAAUAUUCAAAGUACAUGGAAUGGGAGGCGCAAAGGUCCAUGUAGCCGAUGUCCCAGCUGCUGCUGGCAGCCUGAGACGAAGAGAGGAGUUGGCCAGCGAAAGGCAGAGCAUCGUGGAGCAAUAUAGAAAGUUUAUGGCUAGCAAAAGAGAGUAA
Messenger RNA from Nannizzia gypsea CBS 118893, 1050 nucleotides. RefSeq lists its product as hypothetical. Bases 1 to 1050 code for a protein of 349 amino acids. The transcript is spliced from 2 exons. Lineage: Eukaryota; Fungi; Ascomycota; Eurotiomycetes; Onygenales; Arthrodermataceae. The record is from RefSeq and is a predicted model, not a curated record.